This is a messenger RNA of Elaeis guineensis (African oil palm), 2201 nucleotides long. The record is from RefSeq and is a predicted model, not a curated record. Lineage: Eukaryota; Viridiplantae; Streptophyta; Magnoliopsida; Arecales; Arecaceae.
CGUUGUUUGUUGAUGAUUGCAAGUCUUCGACGCAAGUUGGUUUACUCAUUAUUUUUUCUUCUUCUUCUUCAUUUUUUUUCUCUUCCAAUAGUUCUUUUUAAUUUCAUUUGGUGGUUUUUUUUGGGAUUUCACUGGUCGGCUAUAUAUUAUUCCCUUCCAAAAGCAUAUCCCAUUCAAGCUAUGAACCAAGCUAACCUGCUUCCAAUAGGUUUUAUUCUGUGAAGAACUUAUUUGGUUGCUGGGUGGCCAAAAUCCAACCUCCAAUCACCAACACGUGGCAUAGCUUGAUCAUGUUUAGUUGGAUUCAUAUUUCUAGGAUGUAGGCAACCAGAUGAGGACUUACCUCAAUAAAGAAGGUCCCAUAUAUUCAUCUCAGAUUAUUCUACAUUGUUUGUCUCUCUGCUGUUUCUCAAAAUCCUAUCUGACUUAAGCACUGGAGCCCUCUAGCCGGAUCAGCUCCAGCAAUUUUCUGUUUUAUUCUUUUUGUAGCAGACCGGGGCUUCAUUUUCUACUGUACCAACACUUGCAAAUAACAUCUGUGGGUUCUAUGGGCCAUAACAAGACUUCUCUUUAACCUCAGCAAGAAAAAAAUCCACAUCAGACACUGAUUUAUUGGUUUUUCCUCUGAUUCUUUCUUCGAGCAACAAAACUUUUUCAGACGAUGUAUUUGGUAGAAGAUAAAGGAGGUGCCAUUGCCCUCAUGCUGGCUGCUCUUUCAUUCUUGGGCACUUGGCCAGCUGUUAUGACUCUCUUAGAGCGGAGGGGUCGUCUGCCUCAGCAUACAUACCUUGACUACUCCCUCACAAAUCUCUUGGCUGCUGUGCUUAUUGCUCUAACAAUUGGUCAGAUUGGAGAUAGCAAACCUAAUAUGCCAAAUUUCUUCACCCAGCUUGCUCAGGACAACUGGCCUUCAGUCUUGUUCGCAAUGGCAGGUGGAAUUGUGCUCAGCCUUGGGAAUCUGGCCACACAGUAUGCUUGGGCUUAUGUUGGUCUUUCAGUUACAGAGGUCAUCUCUUCAAGUAUGACAGUUGUUAUAGGCACAACCUUCAACUAUUUUCUAGACGACCGCAUCAAUAGAGCUGAGAUUCUUUUCCCUGGAGUUGGGUGCUUCUUGAUUGCAGUUUGUCUUGGAUCUGCUGUUCACUCCUCCAAUGCAGCUGAUAAUGAGAAGAAACUUAGUGAUUCCUCAAAUAAAAACCAGAAUACGAAUGGUACUAAUGGAGAUAAAGAGCUCAGCAAUGUUUCAAACAGAGCUGGAGUACCCCAAGACUUGGAAGAUGGAGUUUCUGAUGUUUCAUAUGCCAAUUUCAAUGAUGAGAAAGCAAAAGCUGGAACAGCAGAAUUUCUCAUACAGCUUGAAAACAAAAGAUCAAUUAAGGUUAUCGGGUCCAACACUUGUCUUGGCCUCAGCAUUGUGUUCUUUGCAGGCGUUUGCUUCUCGCUCUUCUCUCCAGCAUUCAACUUGGCUACCAAUGACCAGUGGCACACCCUGAAAGAAGGGGUGCCACAUUUAGUGGUCUACACUGCAUUCUUCUACUUCUCUGUCUCCUGUUUUGUUGUUGGAAUUGGUCUAAAUAUCUGGUUUCUCUACAAACCCGUGCUUGGGCUACCAAGUUCAUCCUUCACAGCUUAUUUGAAGGAUUGGAAAGGCAGACAUUGGGCUCUUCUGGCAGGGCUGCUAUGUGGGUUUGGAAAUGGCUUUCAAUUCAUGGGUGGGCAAGCAGCUGGAUAUGCUGCAGCUGAUGCUGUUCAGGCGCUGCCACUCGUAAGCACAUUCUGGGGGGUAGUCCUCUUUGGAGAGUACCGAAGGUCAUCAAGAAGGACCUAUGUGUUACUCGCAGGCAUGCUGCUUAUGUUUAUUGUUGCUGUAGCUGUUCUCAUGGCUUCAUCUGGGCAUAGAAAGACUUGAUUCGGGAUGGAAACAAUGCCUUGCUUUCACAAAUUCUCAUUUAAGAUCCACUCUUCUCCAAAGCAUCAGAACUAUUUCAUUGUACAAGUACAUAAAAGGCAAAGUGACACAGAUAAUUUAUCAGAAGGAAACUAUAUACCCAGCCAGAAGGCCUUUGAUAGACAUGUUUGUGAAUUUAACAGCUAUUUCCUGUAUAGUCAUGGUAAAAAAUGUUGUGGAUUAGAUGUCAUAUUUUCUUCUUGGUUGCGACAAAUAUUAUUAGUUAGAUAUCAUAUUUUCUUCUUGCAACAAA